CAUUAGACGGUUCGCUUCUCCACGGCAACAAUACAAAUUCAAAUGUUUUCUGCCAACAGAAAAUGAUUUCUGAUUCUCACCAUUAAUCAAUUCUUUUCAUGAAAGCAAAGCUGCUUUGAUACAGUUAUUCCUAGCGUUCCAUCAAAGUAGUUCAUAUAGAAAUGAACAAUCUUGAUAAAAUCGUGAUCAAAGUGCACAAGAUUGCCGAAAAUGGGACUGUGGUAUAUUCCUCCAGAUUCGAAAUCGACCCGAACAUGAAAGAACCAGUUUCGAGCACCUAUCUCUCGCCGGAAAAAGUAAGUUUUGCGUUGUCUUCAGAAAAUAAACUGAUUCUCAAUUACCAGCGCUUCGAAUCUGACGAGGAACGCCUGAAAUGUCUAAAACUUAACGAUGACGAAGAAGGGGUUAUGCCGAUAUCUGGUAAACUAGUCUUGAAUAUCCCGACCAUGAUAAGAUGUCAGAAUUGUGAAACUAAUUUUCCCACUAAAUACCAGUAUCAAAGACACCAGUGCGAAUUCAACGCAGACAAAGUAGUUUUCAAAACGGAAUUUGACCACUCGGAUAAAGACGUUCGGGUAAAGUAUGUCUGCUCUAUCUGCGAGAAACAGUUUGUGAGCAAGAAUAACCUGGACCGACAUCAGUCCAGUCACGAGAGCACACAGGAAAACAUUUGCGAGCAUUGCAACAAACACUUCGUGAGUGAAAACAGACUCAGAAUACAUAAGGAAAACCACUGCAAGAAAGCCGGAGAUAUAUCAAAGUUCUAUAGGAGCGACGUCACGGUUUGGAAGUGCAAAAAGUGUCACGAGGUUUUUUCGUCCCCUGUAACGGCCAACUACCACGUGACAAUUUGUUCGGAAGUCGUUCUCGAAACUAGAGAGCCUGCUGAGGAGAUAGAUGUACAAGACAGGGAAAAUGAAAAGGAUGCCGUAACUGACAAAAGAGUUGAAAAAAUGUUGACGGAAAUCCUGCUUCAGUGCGAGUUUUGCAACAGAACGUACGCCGAUAAAAACUUACUGCUUAUGCAUCAAAAAAAACACACCACUUCAAAAAAUUACGAAUGCGUCAACUGUUCCCAAGUGUUUGAUUCCUAUACAGCUGCUUCACAACACUGGAUGAAAAAAUGUUCAGAAUACGUGAGUUUGUUUUACCUCCCGAAACUGACCUAUUGCGAGUAUUGCGACAGGACCUUCAAGUCCCACGAGCUCCUAUACACGCACAAGAUAAAAAAGAAGCACUACACUUCGAAGGUCCACGAAGCCAACUUCGAAGAAGAGCCUAUUUCCGCACUCAAAGAAAAAUAUAUAGACAACAAGGAGAUUCUUAAUAAGCUCAUCGAGGACGUCUUGAAGACUCUCGACGUUCCAGUCGAGAAGAUUGCCAUCGCACGAAACUCCACGAACGACGAAAAUGUUGAAAGGAAUCUUGACAUCGAGGGGAACCCCAUGAUCGAAAUAAGCGAAAUUAAAACUGAAAACGAGGAUAUGGAGUGCAUAGAAAAUAUCAGUGACGUGGUGGAGAAGAAGAAGAGAGGCAGAAGGCGCAAGUGGAGUAGGAGCCAGAAUGGAGGAGCGAAAAAAACUUGUUCGGAGGUCAAUCAAGGUUUCAAGUUCCAGUGUGAACGAUGUGUCAAAGUAUUUGAUAAUACUGGAGAUUUGGAAACACACCGUGAGAAGGAACACGCUUCUAGUUUCUCAUGUGAGGAAUGUGGACAG
Molecule: messenger RNA, 1715 nt
Organism: Leptinotarsa decemlineata (Colorado potato beetle)
Lineage: Eukaryota; Metazoa; Arthropoda; Insecta; Coleoptera; Chrysomelidae
Source: RefSeq, a predicted model, not a curated record